AGUGGGUGUUGGGCUAUUAGAGUUUGUAAAUAAACACUGAUGGAUGGAACUCCAAAGUUAUUUGGUUUGAAUGGAACUCCAAAUAUUUAAAGUAGAGUAGGUCUUUUUGCCUCUGAAGGAAUGGUUCAUUUGACUUCUUUGGAAGUGGCAUGUAAUUUUCUUUUGUUUUCUCCAUUUUAUUAUUAGUCUGCCACUAUUUUUUUUUGUAUCUCAUGUCGAUUCUCAUUAAAAAUCAGAUAUUUAAUUUUGGAACUAAAGAUGGGAAACCAGCGGAUACUUUGUCGCGAAAACACUCAUAUGUUCUGCAGCCGGUAACUGGGAAAGCAAAGUACUCAAAGCUGCAUUCGAGUGAAGUUGCUGAUAGCAAACAACCAUUGCAGACGGCUGUUGUGAAUUUGGAUGAUGUUACAAUCAGCUUAUCUAAGGAUGGAUACAGAGAUAUGAUGAAAUUAGCAGACAACUUCGCUACAUUUAAUCAACGUCUAAAGUAUGCUCAUUUCCGUCCACUGGUGCCAGUAAAAGCUGAUUCCAGGUCUUGGUGGAAGUAUGCUUACAGAGCUGUAUCCGAUCAGAUGAAAAAGGCAAGGUAUUUAACUUCAAUUAUAUUCACAGCCUUAUACAUUACUUGUCAACUGCUAAGAUUUUGAUUGUUAAUUACUGUAAUAGGGUUAUAGAUAGAGAAGAGGAGAAAGGUUACAUAUGG
Molecule: messenger RNA, 703 nt
Organism: Lathyrus oleraceus (garden pea)
Lineage: Eukaryota; Viridiplantae; Streptophyta; Magnoliopsida; Fabales; Fabaceae
Exons: 2
Coding region: 213-647 (144 amino acids)
Biological process (GO): protein targeting to vacuole; protein retention in Golgi apparatus
Source: RefSeq, a predicted model, not a curated record